Molecule: messenger RNA, 1411 nt
Organism: Tribolium madens (black flour beetle)
Lineage: Eukaryota; Metazoa; Arthropoda; Insecta; Coleoptera; Tenebrionidae
Exons: 2
Coding region: 1-696 (231 amino acids)
Source: RefSeq, a predicted model, not a curated record
AUGUCAGCGAAAAAACGAAGAUAUUCAUCAAGUUUAUCGGACGAGCCUGAUUUGGUUAUGGUACGAAAACAGUUAAAGAAAGCCCUGAAAGACGUUGAACGUCUCAAGAAAAAGAAAAAGAAAAGUUAUCAUUAUCCAAGAGCACGUGCACACAGAGAGAGCAGCAUCAACGUUUCCUCAAGUGGAAGCGAGAUGGAACGGGUUACGUCUCCGGAUUCGGAGAACUCCGAUCAGGGGAGUGAUGAAGAAGGAAGCCAUUCUUCGCAUCCCUCAAAACAACUGCCACCGGAGAUCCUAAGAAUCUUGGGCUCUCAAGGCCCCACGGCAGACAUUACGGGAGAGGCCAUCCACAAUGAAGUGGCGCAAGUUUGGAUGCAAGUCUUGCAAAAAGGACUUGGGGCGGAGGAAAUCAAAGAGCUACUGCAAAAAUAUCCUCUAAUAGCCAACUGCAAAUUGGUCGAGGCUCGAAAAUUGAACUUGGAAGUGAAAAAGGCCAUCACGCAGCAGCAUGUUGAGCGUGACGAAAGACUUGUUCGCGUGCAAACCCAAGUUGGCGCCGCAAUGGGGGCCGUUGGAACCGCUCUGACUCACUGCCUUAAAGAAGAAGGAAAAGCUUGGUCAAAAUUAAUUGAAUUAUUGGGCGAUGCAGGGAAACUUAUGGCGUCAGUACAUUUCGCUGAAUCACAAUCGCGUUGAAUCCUAGCUUCUACAGGAAUUAACAAGACAUUCAAGUCAACUUUGACCGAAACUCCGGUAGACGGCUGGCUCUUUGGUGACAAUCUGAGCGAAAGAAUGAAAUCGACUCGCGCGCUCGAGAAGACGUCACAGGAACUGAAGGUUUCUAAAGGAAAGGUCAACUUCCCAAAAGACCAACCUCAUUUAAACUCCAAGAGUCUGUCUCGACGAUACUUCCAGAAUCGAGGCAGACAGAAUCAAUCUCGGAGCAAACAGGAGCUAGGGAGGGGAGACCAAACACGACGGAAUUACAAGUACCGGCCUCGAGCCCCCAAAGCAGAUCAUUCGCGGAGGAAAUAUUAGAUAUAGAGUUUUACUGUGGUCGUUUAAAAUUUUUCAUCGAUCAUUGGCGUCAAAUAACGUUAGAUCCUACUCUCCUAUCACGGAUACAGGGCUACACAAUUCCUUUCCAUCACAAAACGUGCCAAAAAACACCACCGAAAGAACGAAACUGGUCUCCAAAAGAGAAAUCUGACAUUCAAAUUCAACUAAACAAAUUAUUGAAGUGUGGAGCAGUUCGGCAGUGCUCUGCCGAACGAAGUCAGUUUAUAUCAAAUAUAUUUCUGGUGCCCAAAAAAGACGGUUCCAGUAGGCUAAUUCUACAUUUAAAACACCUUAAUCAAUUUGUAAAUACUACCCACUUUAAAUUAGAAGACCACAAGACGGUUUGUAAAUU